Messenger RNA from Eremothecium gossypii ATCC 10895, 3858 nucleotides. It is a transcript of the gene CAT8, whose product is annotated as DNA-binding transcription factor CAT8. Gene Ontology annotation, molecular function: DNA binding; DNA-binding transcription factor activity, RNA polymerase II-specific; zinc ion binding. NCBI's taxonomy places the organism in Eukaryota, Fungi, Ascomycota, Saccharomycetes, Saccharomycetales, Saccharomycetaceae. Gene Ontology annotation, biological process: DNA-templated transcription; regulation of DNA-templated transcription. The coding region runs from base 1 to 3858 and encodes 1285 amino acids. The record is from RefSeq and is marked provisional. The transcript has a single exon.
AUGGCAGGGCCGCGCAAGGAGAAGGACGGGUACGGCCCGCGGAUUAUCCGGACUCUGGGUUCGCAGGCCCUGGGGGGUGCGGGAGGUAGCAGCCGGGCGUCAUCGGUAUCGCAGUCGCCGGGUGGGCCUGAGGGCGCGACGGGCGGGGCGUCGCCGGCGGCGGCGCCGCAGUCGACGACAGGGACGCCGCUGUCGAGUCUGACGCCGACGAACUACCGGGUGGCGCAGGCAUGCGACAGGUGCCGGUCGAAGAAGACGCGGUGCGAUGGGAAGCGGCCGCAGUGCUCGCAGUGUGCAGCGGUGGGGUUCGAGUGCAAGAUCAGCGACAAGCUGUCGCGGCGCGCGUUUCCGCGCGGCUACACGGAGACGCUGGAGGAGCGGGUGCGCGAGCUGGAGGCGGAGAACCGGCGGCUUGUUGCGUUGUGCGAUCUGAAGGAGGAGCAGUUGCGGCUGGUGUCGAAGUACGGCUGUGCGAGCGCGCCGGCCACGUCCAGCUCAAGCGCGAACAAGAAGGGGGACUCGGACCACACGACACUGGAGGACGAGCAGAUCCUGCAGCAGCUGUCCAACUCGGACGGCGGAGCACUGCGGGUCAGUUCCACGAACCUCUACUUGUUAAAUAAGAAGACUGCUGCUUUCCCGUUGGUACAGCCGGUGCAGCAGAAUCUGUCCCCGACCCAACUACGAUCGAACCCGUACACGCGCGCGACGCUGUCCCCCUCGCAUGUUGCGGAGGCAGACCACGUCACGGACUUGCGGAAAGGGCUUCCAGCGAACCCGGUCGCAAUUUCCUCUUCUGUGGGCCAGGUUCCCCCCUAUCCAUUCACGAAUCUGAACGAUCCGACAUCGAUAUCCUUUGAGCAAGACCAGGCUCCGGGGCUCCCUGCAGUCAAGGCGCUGAGCUCCCUAGCAAGCCAUGAGGAGAGCUCGCAGCUCGCAGCCCUUGUGGCGGUGUCGAUACCGCGUACUACAGAGGAAAUCCUGUUUGUGCCACAACUACUCGCGCGUAUCGGUCAGAUGCACGGAUUCACUUCCAAGCAAUGCCUCUAUACGGCUUCUGUGCUCGCUUCGCUGAAGGAAAUUACGCCACGCAAAACCUCUUCGAUACUUGAGCAGCUGAAAGCGAAAAACCUGUGGGAGAUUGACAAUGUCGAUACAUUCUUGCUGGAAGGUCUGCAAAUAGAUAUCAGACGAGGAUCCUCGGGCGAUUUUAAUUUAGAAAAUCCCAACGGCUACAAGCUUGAAAAUGAAUACCAUCAAACAAAGGACGCCCACCCCGAACUACAGGAACUCACACCACUAACGUUCCAGGAAAUUGAAGAGCUCAUUCAGCUAUUCUUUGAUGAUUGGUACAGUCUGAUCCCUAUUUUCGAUAGAUCAGAGUUUGAAAGUUACUGGGUGAAAUUCAAGGACAACGUCUCCACUCCGGGAUUCUUCACGUCAGGUGAUACCUUGUUUGAUAGAAGACACAAGUCGAUCUCGUACAAAAUCUUUGCAUGCUUACUGUUGACAGUAUGUCAAAUGGGGCUCAUGUCCAAGGUAAAACGGGAACGUCAUGAGCGUGGUGAUCGAUUGAACAAUUUAAUGACAUACUACGACCGUGCAAUCUCGCAUGUCAUAAUGAAUCCGUACUUUUCUUCGAGCUCUACGUCGAUCCAAUCAUUGCAGCUCUUAUCACUGCUUCUAUUCUACUUCUUAAAUGUUGGUGACGUGUCUAACGUUUAUGAACUGAGAGGGAAAGUGGUGUCGCUGACACAACAACUUCGGCUCCAUCGUUGUCCGAGCGCGGUCUUGGGGAGCGAUGGAUCUACGGUCGGCAAGAUCCAGCAAGGAGAGAGGCGCGUCCUAUUCUGGGGAGUGUACUACCUUGACGUUUUUUCUUCGUUGCAACUUGGCGUUCCCCGUCUCAUGAAGGACCAUGAAAUUGAGUGCGCUCUUCCGGUAUCUUCUGACGAUGACAAUCACGUUAAUUUGGCAGGCCAGAUGAUUGCGCUGGAGGGCAAGAUGUCACCUUUUUCCCUGUCUAUAAUUAGAUUUUCCAAAGUCCUGGGCAACGUACUCGAUUCAAUAUUCAAGAGGGGCAUGACAGAAUCCAUGACCAAGCAGGUGGCCCUUGUGCAUGAGAAUGCACUGGACAAUUGGCGCCAUGCAUUGCCCGAUAAUUUGAGGUUUCAACUGGAUGUUAACGGAACUAUAAACAUGGAGGAUCUGAACCAGUUGAAACGAGACUAUUUGAAUAAAGACACUGCUCUAAAAUUAAAUAAUGCCAUCUUUAUGGCAUUGUAUUUCCUUGCGAAGAUUAUGAUUCACCUACCUGUAGUGGCUACAAAACCAAUCAUCGAUAAGCCACAACCAGUAGUUGACACAAAUAUCCCCGGAAGCCAGAUUGAUAGGUCGUCUUCGUCAUACGUCCUGCUUCAGCAGGCGACAAACACAUUCCUAAACGUGCUCUCCUCGGUGAGCUCUUUAUACCUGCCUCUUCCACUCAAUAUAACACGCACAAAAACUCGCUUCGGGUUGGUCAGUGCUCGUGGCUCCCUGGAAUAUACAAAGGGGGGUGCCUUGUUCCAAGACAACAAAAACCUGUUGCUGGAUCUACUAAAGGACCUGGAGGCAGAUAAAAAACUAAAUAUGCCUGGGACGAUUUCAUGGCACAGCUUGAAGCUACUGGACAUGGCGGUUAACCUCAUACUGCAGCCUCCAAACACCAAACCAGAGAAGCAAGAAAAGUUACUGCAGAAAAAAAUCAAUUACUACAACAAGCUAAUUGACUCCCAUCUGGGCCCAACGGCGUCCUUGCCCACCCCAGGGCAGACAGCGCCACGGAAGCCGGAGCCGGCGCAUGCGCGCCCGAUUCCCGAGAAGGAAAAGCCGCCGAGCUCCAAACGCCAUAGAGGCGAUGACAACGCAGCGGCGUCUAUGCCGCCGCUGCUGGAAAAAAAGGUGAAGCUCGAAGCCCCGGCCAGCAACAUGCCGACACCGCCAGCGCCGAUCUCGGCGUUGCACGAAGACGUACCUCGGGUGCUCGACGGCCAUCUAGGCGCGAACAGCUCCCUGGCCGUCCUUGCUGCCAAACAUGAGCCGGAGGGCAGCCUGCAUUCCUCAGCCGUCAACGCAAUCACAGAGGCCUUCCAGCUGGACCCCAUUCUCCAGCCGACGCCCUUCAGCAACACAGAUCUACCUUCUUUCUUUGGCGUCGACCAGUACGCAGCGCCACCCGAGCUCCAGCCCUUCCCGGCCGGCUACGCCGCGCCGGACAAGGUGCCCCAGGCAGCAGCCCAGGGCCCAAGCGCCACCGCUGGCCCCCCCCUCAGCUCCAAGGACAGCCUCUUCAAGGUCCCCAGCAACGGCGACUUCCUCAAGGACUACUACAGCGGCAUGUCGUCCGCGCAGCUUAACUCGCUCUUUACAGCGCCUGACCGGCGCGACGUACGCCCCCGCGCACCUCAGCCCGACCGCGCCCCGUCCGACGGCCUCCAGCAGCAGCCUGGCUACGGCUUUGUCGUCGACGCCUCGCUCGGCCUCGCGCCGCUGCUCGCCUGGUCCCCGCGUCCCGCUGACGACCUGCUGCUCGACGACAAGGGCGCCAAGCUCGCCUCCGCGCGCUCCUUCACUCAUGUCAACAAGCUCAGUUCCAUCCCCACCCUCAUGAGCACCCAGCCCCCGCCCGCCUCCGCGCCCCAUGCGAAGCUCGGCCAGCCCGCGCCCCCGGAUCAGGACGACGGCAUCCUCACCAUUCCCCCGCGCGACCAGCGCGGCCCGCGCCGUCUUUGGAAUAGCGCACUCAACCAGGCUCGCCCCGCCGCGGCCCUAGACGACAGCAUCAGCGACCUUUUCCGCUGGCAAAACAGCGGCUAG